AUGACUACCCCAUUUCGUCUAUUCUCUCUUCCAUUUAUUCCUCUUAAACAAGUAUUAGACAACUUUGUACCAAAUGGAAUAAUAAUUCUCUCUCUGUGCUCCUUGAGAUCAAAAAGCAUUGCGGUUUCAUAUAGCGGACCUUCCAAAGAUGUUCAGCUGAUGCUAGAGUUUGGACCAGGGUUGGAGAGUCUGGAGGUAUCCAACACAAACACACUGUUGAGAGUGGACAAAACAGCAAAUAUUCCGAUGGAUGAGAUAUUGGAAACUGUCAGAAUUGGCAGUUUUGAGAAAGUUCCAGUGAAAAUAGAACAAGGACUUGGGGAGGAAAAACAUCUAAUCACAUAUUGGGAGGAUCGGAUGACUGGAGUGGCGGCGAUUGGGGAUUACGGUAGAGAGAUUUUCAAUCGGGAUAUUUAUGAAGUGAGGAUUGGAGAAAAAGAAGCAGAAGAUGAUCAUAGACGGGUGGCCGAAUGGGUUAAAAGUUCUCAAAAGACGAUUCAAAGCCUGGAUUGUAAUUUCAAACCAAAAAUCGAUAAUGAUCUCGAUUUCAUACUGGAAAACUUCAAGUAUACUCAUACUCUUGUACUUUAUGUGAAACCAUCUGAACAAUAUAGUCCUGCUAAACUUCCAAAUUUCCGAAUCGAUAGUCUUUAUAUUUAUAUUAGUUUCUGGAUCAAACAAGACCAUUUAUUGACGAUGGACUGCAAGUAUAUAGUGCUGGAAGGAUUAAAAUUGAGCAGCCGAGAUUUGAAUGUAUUCUUGAAACACUGGAUGGCUGGAGGAUGCUCUAAAUUAAAAGAAUUGCGCGUUAUAACCGGGGAAUCAAUCGAUUAUCAAAUUGUCUUAGAUGGUGUAGAGUUCACAGAAAGAGGAAGAGAUGUGGAAAGGGUUUAUGUCGAUGAAGAUGAAAGCCACCGUACUAUAAAAGGAGGUUUCGAUACCAAACGACCGAGUGAUAGUGUCAAAGUGACUAUCAACAUCGAGGGUGGGAACUCGAGAUUUUUUAUGAUGAUUGUUUGGCCAGAUUUCGCUGGAAAUUCCUAUUGA
Molecule: messenger RNA, 1047 nt
Organism: Caenorhabditis remanei
Lineage: Eukaryota; Metazoa; Nematoda; Chromadorea; Rhabditida; Rhabditidae
Exons: 3
Coding region: 1-1047 (348 amino acids)
Biological process (GO): embryo development
Source: RefSeq, a predicted model, not a curated record